Molecule: messenger RNA, 623 nt
Organism: Xenia sp. Carnegie-2017
Lineage: Eukaryota; Metazoa; Cnidaria; Anthozoa; Malacalcyonacea; Xeniidae
Exons: 2
Coding region: 125-604 (159 amino acids)
Source: RefSeq, a predicted model, not a curated record
AUUUGGAAGAGCCAUUGAAGAUGGCAGUUUAAAGUUACCAUUUGCAGAUCCCCUUCCAAAUAAACCAACAGAAGUUUGCCCAUAUUUAUUCACUGCUGAUGAUGCAUUCCCCCUUAAACCAUGGAUGAUGAAACCCUACCCAGGAAAAUUUCUUGAUAAAAAGCUCAAAAUAUUCAAUUACCGUCUGUCACGAGCAAGGAGAGUUGUUGAGAAUGCAUUUGGAAUCACUGCAGCUAGGUGGAGAGUGCUAAGAAGACCUAUAAUGGCUUCAGCUAAAAAGGUGGCAAGUAUAACUAAAGCAGUCUGUGCACUUCACAAUUACCUGAUGUUAGAAGAAUUCGGUAUUCCUAAUUCAUCAAAAAGGUAUUGCCCAGCUGGAUUUGUUGACACAGAAGACAGGUAUGGACAGAACCUGCCAGGAGGAUGGCGAUCUUUGACAGAAGGAGACACGGGUCUGCAACAAAUUUCACGACAAGGAAGCAAUAACUAUUCACGAAAUGCCAAAUCUGUGCAAAAUUUACUGACAAAUUAUUUCUGCUCACCAGAAGGGGAAGUACCUUGGCAAUAUGCGUAUGUGCAAAAUAAUGGUAGACAAGAAAAAUAAACCUGUUUCUGUAAAACAA